GGCAGGUGUGUCAUUCAUAUGUUUUGAUUUUUUACAUAAAUAGUACGUUAUAAAAAUAUCAAAUGUUUAUUAAUAUUUAUAACAAAAAAAAUAGUAAAUGCAACAGUGACCGUGUGACUGUGUGAUGUGUAUGUGACGCAGUUGCAGCAGUGGUGUGUGUGGCGCAGAAUAUGAUAGAUGGUAGUGGAGGGACGCGGGUGCUGUAAAAUGCCUUGCGAAAGCUGCGCCGUACAGUUCAGCAUGUUCAAGCGUAAGCGAGCAUGCAGCGAAUGCGAGAGGUUCUACUGCAGCAGCUGCUUGCGGCGAGGCGGCGGCGCCAUGUGCGCUCCCUGCCGGGUGCUGUCCACCCGUCCGCUCACCAAACAGGCUAUAUCCCAUUUGAAAGUGCGCGACGUACAGUGCUUCUUACAGCGACAGAAUGUCUCCACCAGGGGCUGCGUUGAAAAGGAGGAGUUGCUGAACUUGUGUGUGUCACACGUAAACAGCACUGCAUACAGACGCCGGGGCUCGCGCACUGGUUCCAGCCCCUUCAGCUCACUGAAAGGAUUCACAAGCAACAUCAAUGACUUCAUCAACUCUGCUUUUGACAUGCGCAACAACCCACAGCCACCACAGCCCGCCGCUAGAGGAUGUGCCAGUAAUUGCUUCAACUCUGCUCAUGUCCACAAUAACAUAAGUGGUGAAGUUCCUUCUAACCGUCAGAGGCCACAAGGAGAACGAUUUACAACUACACCAGGUGGAGAGCCCGACAUUUGUGUACCUGUCCCGGAGUCGUCAGUGUCCCGCAGCGUGUCCGCGGAGAGCGCGCGCGUUGACACUGCCGACUGUUUUGAAAUCGAAGACCUGGAUGACACUGGCUGGGAGUUUGUCAACCGACCUGCUGAUCCCUUGCCAAACGACUCGGAAGUGUUGCUGAGUACGUCGGCCAGCUUCCAGCGUCGCGCUAGUGCGGGAGAGCGGGAAGCGGACCGGCCGCCCGAGCAUGCUACCGAGCGCAGGACGGAACGGGGUACGGAGCGGCCAGCCGGCCGGGCGGCGGAGCGAAGUACGGAGCGAGAGGAGCGAGAGGAGCGGGAGGAGCGAGUGGUGGAGCGCGCCGCGUCGGAGCUGGAGCUGCGGUCGCCGGCGGCGCGCUCGCACGACUCCGUCAGUCUGCACGACGCGCCGCUCCUCGACCGGGAGGAGCACAGCGACCACGGUACACCUAAACACAUUAGUUUAGAACAAUUCAAGCGGCCGUCGGACCUGGACGUGCUGAACGUGAAGCAGCUGAAGGAGCUGCUGGUGCGGAACCGCGUGGAGUACAGGGGCUGCCUCGAGAGGAAGGACCUGCUGGAGCGCGCCAAGACGCUGUGGAGGAACCACGCACAGUACUGCGACGACGUGGACAACCUGCCGGCGGAGGAGUGCUGCAAGAUCUGCAUGGCGGCGCCGCUGGAGUGCGUGCUGCUGGAGUGCGGCCACAUCGCGGCCUGCACGGCCUGCGCCAAGCAGCUGGCCGAGUGCCCCAUCUGUCGCCAGUACGUGGUGCGCGCCGUGCGCUUCUUCCGCUCCUGAACACUCGUUGUUGUCGCGUUACUUGAUGUUGUCGGAUAUAGAAUAGAAACGUUUUAAUAUCCUUCCAUAAAAUCAUAAUGUUAUCAUGUAGGUAACUGCAAAAUUGCCAUGGUCGUGAUCUGCGUCAAUAAGAGAUCUACAUAAUAAUUAUGCUUGCUGUUUAUAUUUCCGACAUCACGUAGGUGUAGGAAACAUAGCGAUGACGUAGAAAAAUAUAUGGCGCGUCGUUGCAAACCAAAACUGGCGCUAACUACUAUUGCCAGUGACAGUUUCGCUGCAGUAGAGAAAAUGUUUUAGUUUGUACGAUGUUGUGUGUUGAGCCGUCCCCGAGUAACUUGGGCGCCGACCAAUGAAACAAACCGUAGUCGUGUCGCACCUUGCGCCGGCGCAGACAACUGCGUCGCUCGUCGCACGCUAUGCCAAAAGUACAGAACUGAUCUUGUAAAUAAUGUGACUGUUAAUAUUUUUACCAGUUUUCUACAAAUGUAAACUGUUGUUAUGUAUAUUUAAAUUGUCGCUCUGCGCCGUCGUAGCUGUAACACAAUCGAUCGUGUUUACAUAUGUACCGUGAUUUACAAUUUAUGAAGUAACUGAAUGAAUUAUAUUAUCAAUGUGAAAUUCCGAACGUAGUGCAGUAUGGUGUCGUCAUGUAACGCAUACUGUGUCCUCGACCCUCACGAUAUAUUGCUACAUGAAAGUCUGAAUGUAUUCAUAGUUACAUCUGACUCUCCUUGUUAAUUUUGAACAUGUUAUAUUAUUUUGUAUUUCUUAUAGUACAACGCAACUCUCCGAUCUAACAGGGCAGACUGUUCAGACAAUAAGUCAAAACUCGCUACGGAUUUAUCAUUAACUGAGCAUUCGCAGCUGUAGUUAGGUGUAAAAAAUUGUAAAAUUGGUUAGAAAUAGCUCAAAAUUGUUUAUAAAAAACUCGACUAUAGUUGGUAUGUAAAUAGUCAACUUACAUGUGGUGAGCCGAUUGAUGGAUGGGCGCCAUUGUGUUACACAUUGCAUGGUGCGACGGCUUACAGAAGAUAACGUGGAACGCUAUUCAUAUACGGAUGAUAAAACAAAGUUUAUUAAGCACAUCACAUCGUGGCCAGCACAAGUGCGACAUCAUGGUCUGGCCAACCAUCGGUCGGGCCACAACGUGCGCCCUCAUACCGGCUCUCCCUUCAGUCGUGGUGACUGCUAUGUAAACAAGUCUGACCUUCGUUAUUGUGCAUUAUUCACACGGAGGUCCCUGCUAACUAUAGUCGCGUACUGUUUAGUUUUAUUUAUUAUUAAAUUGUUGUUAGUGAGAUAGGAAACGCGGGCUGUGUAAUGCUUCGAGUGAUUCCCUGCGGUGAGGCGCACGUUCGUGAUCCAGUGUCGAGCAAUGUAUCAUUCUGUUGUAUUGUGUCAAUACAAUAUUCAUAUACUAUGUCGAACGAUAUUGUUCACAUGACCUCAUGGUCCAUAUCAUUAUUCGUAUUUAAUAUUUUCUACAAGUAAUUAAUUGGUUAUAUAAUUUAAUAUUUAAAAAAUUGUAUAUUGCCUAAAAGGUUUAGUUACAUUGAACUGGAUCCGACUCGGUAAUGGUGUAACUGUAUGACUGAGUUCCAUGAAGUAUUGUUUAUGUUUGUUUGUAUUAUUUAAGUACAUGUACUAUAAUCAGCGCCAUGUAUCUUUGAAAACGUUCCCCCAGUUGAAUGAAAUACUCGUGGUAUAUCGAUAUAUUUACACCUCGUCUAAUGAAUGUAACAUACGUCCCCAAUAAUCAUGUGUAACGAUGGUAUGUAUUCUGGCACUCGUAUGAGUGUCUGCUAUAUGAGAUACUGAGUCCCCAACUUCACUUAUGUGUAUAUAAAAUAUACGACGAAUAUAUAUGUACUUUAUUUUUGUAAUGUAAAUGCAGAGAGCCAGUCUCUGAGAAUGUUAGCCCACUGACUAUGACGAGAGUCUUCAUACGUAUGGUACAUGUGUGUCGAAUAAAUUCCUUACAGAAAUGAAAACUCCUUAAAUAUCUACAUCUCAGGUUCAGGCAAAAUACCACCAGGCGUGCGUCGUGUCACCUGUCUAAGGAUACAGCCUUACACCCAAAUAUGAACCUUAUUCUAACACAGAACACAAGCUACAAUCUGAAAACUACUAUUAGCCAAAUAAUCUUAAUUUCUCUCUCUCACUUUUAUCGGCUCUGAUCUUACUGACAGCCUUUAUGUAUCGUAUAUAUUAUUGUGCUUAAGAAUAGCCAUUAAUUUCCGACAUACAUACGUAGAUACAGAUCUACUUUAAUAAAUUGAAUUCGUCUAUUUCUGGUUGUGAACUUGGUAAAUUAAAAAAAUACGUAAUUAAUUGCAGGGUAUAGGAAAUAGCUGGGAUCUGUCGUCUAUUUGUAAAUAGGUUUCUCGAUUGCCCUAGAUAGCAACAAACGACACGGUACAUUGUAGAGGUAGUUUCAACAAUCAUACAUAUUUGCAACUUCAAUCUCCAACACAUUGUGUGAUCGACAACCCACGAUGUGUUCUGUGUAGUUUAACGUCUCGUUCUUGUAACUCCUUCAACCUAUUUCCCCGGAGAAGUACUGUAUACUGGCAGAUCUAGUACCAUACGAUGAAACUUUCUUGACAUACUAUGGUAAACGAAGUUCCGUGUAAAUAUGAGUAUUUUCAAUAAAAUUGUAACACAUAGAUAAGUUAAAUACACGGUAAAGCCUU
Messenger RNA from Spodoptera litura, 4250 nucleotides. RefSeq names its product E3 ubiquitin-protein ligase RNF34. Gene Ontology annotation, cellular component: cytoplasm; plasma membrane. NCBI's taxonomy places the organism in Eukaryota, Metazoa, Arthropoda, Insecta, Lepidoptera, Noctuidae. Gene Ontology annotation, molecular function: ubiquitin protein ligase activity. The record is from RefSeq and is a predicted model, not a curated record. Gene Ontology annotation, biological process: proteasome-mediated ubiquitin-dependent protein catabolic process; negative regulation of extrinsic apoptotic signaling pathway via death domain receptors; protein K48-linked ubiquitination.